CGUGCAUUUGCGUGUUACAACUUACUAGUACUAAAUCCUAGUUCGGAAAGUUAAUCAAUGCGUGUGGCUCUACUUCGGCUAGGUUUUGGUUGAUAAUGUCAAAGCCAAAGUAUUAAACGGGUUGAGUGUGGUUAACAGAGAUAUUUUUCUUCAGAUGUUUGUUUUGCGAAAAAUCGGGGUAGCCUAGUAGGCCUACAUGUAUUUGCAAUGAAGCGUUGCCUGGCGCAUCGACAUGAAUGUGGAUUGGACUUCGAGGGUGACGUCGAUGUUAUGACAAAUGCCAAUUCGGUCAUUCAGCCGAAAGUACAAAAACAAGACGACGCAUCGAGUUCUCAUGACUGGUUUGCCAACAUCAACAUGCCUGCUAGACCAGCCUCGGGCACAGAUGAAGACAGAAAGAAAGGAACCAUCGCCGUUCAUUGGUUUCGCCAUGGUCUUCGUCUCCAUGACAACCCUAGCUUUAUCGAUGCCAUUAAUCUUGCCAGUGAGUUGUACCCUGUAUUCAUCUUUGAUGGCGAGGUUGCAGGGACCAAAGUGUGUGGUUUCAAUCGAUGGCGGUUUCUCUAUGAAGCCUUGGAAGACAUAGACAGAAGACUCAAAGAAGUUGGUGGGAGAUUGUAUACCUUCAAGGGAGAUCCUUGCACUAUUUUUGACCAACUGAUUGAGGAAUGGGGUGUGAAUUUGAUAACCUUUGAGCAGGAUCCUGAGCCUAUUUGGCAAGACCGUGAUAAUGCUGUCAAGCGACUCUGCAGUGAGCGUGGUAUCCAGUACAUCGAGAGGGUAUCCCAUACUCUGUGGGACCCUAAUGAAGUCACAGCUAGGAAUGGUGGCACUCCACCGGUUACCUACGCCAUGUUUCAAGAGGUAGUCUCCAUGAUUGGUCUUCCACAGCGACCUGAAAAGGAGCCAGACUUUAGCUUAGUCAACUUGCCAAUCUGUGACAACUUUGGUCAGUUUGCACUCCCUCGCUUUCAAGACAUAGGUCCAAAGAUGGAACAUCCUGAUCAAGAGCGACAGCUUUGGAUUGGAGGAGAGACAAGAGCUCUGGAACUGUUUGAAGUUCGAGUUCGCAAAGAAGCUGCUGCUUUCAAAGCUGGUUACUGCUUGCCUAACCAGUACAUGCCAGAGCUGUUAGGCCCACCCAUGAGCUUGAGUCCAUACUUGAGGUUUGGUUGUUUGUCUGUCAGGAAAUUCUACUGGCGAAUCCAUGACACAUACACAGAGCUGAACAACGCCAUCUCUCCAUCACACCUGACUGCACAACUCAUCUGGAGGGAGUAUUUCUAUACCAUGUCGGUUGGUAACAAGAACUUUGAUCGCAUGAAUGGGAACAACAUCUGUCUGAAAAUUGAUUGGAAUCAAGACAAGGAGAAGCUUGAGAAAUGGAUAGAGGGUGAAACAGGCUAUCCCUGGAUUGAUGCUUGCAUGAAACAGUUAAAGAUUGAAGGAUGGAUUCACCAAGUCGCCAGGCAUGCUGUGGCCUGCUUCCUGACCAGAGGAGAUCUGUGGAUUAGCUGGGAGGAAGGACUCAAGGUUUUCUAUCAGUAUCUCCUCGAUGCCGAUUGGAGCAUCUGUGCUGGGAAUUGGAUGUGGAUCUCCAGUUCUGCCUUUGAGAAGGUCUUGCAGUGUCCUAACUGUUUCUGCCCGGUACGUUACGGACGUCGCAUGGAUCCCAAUGGAGAGUAUGUCAGGAAAUUUUUGCCAGUAUUAGCCAACAUGCCAUUGAGAUAUCUCUUUGAGCCUUGGAAAGCUCCCUUAGCUGUCCAAGAGAAGGUUGGUUGUAUCAUUGGUAAGGACUACCCAAUGCCGAUUGUCGAACAUCGUUCAGCAGCAGCAAGCAACCGGGAAAAGAUGAACAAAACCGUCCAAAGCUUAGAGGAGAAAUUUGCUCACUGCACUCCAUCCAAUGAAACUGAAGUGCGAGAGUUCUCCUGGCUCCCAGAGACAAUCAGAGGGGUAGACAAAUGUACUGCAGAUGACCUGUGUGAGAUCUUGGGCAUUUAGGUGGACAUAGUUCAGAUGGACCAAGACACCGAGUCAGCACAGUCAUCAUCAGGAGGGCUUUGAUAAAAGGCUCUAAAUAUGUCCAGGAGUCUGUUCACAAGUUCAUUCUGAAGCUCUCUUAGUUUGAUGUCUUGAUACAUUUACAUGGUACAUGUACAUUUGAGUUGAAACUUAACCUGGUUAUGGGAAAUGAUCUUGGAACUUUCGCUCUUCCUAGGGAAUUUGUUUUCAUUUCAAGUGGGAAAGGCUCUCCUUAGAUUUUAACAUACAUAUAAGUGGGAAAAGAUUUUCACACAAGUGGAGAAAGUUUUUCAUGUCUUUCCACACAAACAUUUUCAUGCCUCUUCACCCAAGUCGGAAAUUAUUAAGAUUUAGAAAGUUCAGUAUUCCAGCACAUUUACUUCGACCCAAAAGGUUGUCUGCAAGGGUGAACUUAAAAGAAAUGAAAGAAGCUUUAUGUAAUAAUGACAAGCUUAACUGAUAGUUCCUUGUAAUUUCAGUGGCAUGGUGCUUUGUAAAAUGCUCAGCAUUGCUGCCACUGUUGGACAUUUCACUAUUAAUUAAUUCUUCAGAGAAGAUAAUAAUGUAUUCAAAGAAGUAAGGUUGGGGUGUAGCUGGGGGGUGCAACUGCCACCUUGUUUUGUCCAGUUUGUGGGAAGGUCACUUAGUCACGUGACCUUUCGUACAUGUAUGUAUCAAAUAUCAACAAAUAUGGCAUUCUCUGAGAAGAGCCUGGUGAUAGCACUGUAGUGAAGUCAGAGUUCUUACAUGUAUGUGACUGAUUCAAGACCGAUUGGUUUGAAGUCUAAUGGAGGCCUUGGACAAACCUACAGUAUGUGUAAACUGUUUCACUUUUCUCUAUACAAGACAUGUGUUUACAGUAUUCCCAUUGAUGGUAAGUUAACAAUUUUUGAUUACUGUGGCCCAUGCUGGAGAUGGAACUGCAAGGACAUUUUUGUAUGUAUAAAGAAUGCUUUUAUGCCAUAAUUUAUCGUAGAUUUAACAUCUUUAACAAAUUGUAUUAAAUAUUGUUUAUCGGUACAUUUACAUAAUAUACAUGUAUGUGUCUAUAUUCUAUGUUUAUGCACGAGGGUAAUUUACAUGUACAUAAUCAUACCCAUUGGAAAGCAUGCACUUUAUUUUUAAGGUAUAUUGGAAAAAGAAUUGAAACCAUCAACUCUAUUGGUUUCUGUCAAUGUUGAUUUGUUACAAAAUUGGCAGAGUGCUGUUAACUUUUGUGCAUGCAUAUUAAAAAAAAAAUUAAACGGCCGGUCUGUCUUCAGUUGUUUUAGUUUUGAAGAAAGCUACAACUAGAGCUGUGUUGAAGCUUUCAUUACUUCCUAUUCCAAUGAUACCGCACAUCACAGUCUGAUUGCUACCUCUCUGCUAGGAUUAUAGAUCACAGUACAUGUACACGCACAACCAAUCAGAUUUAAUGCUGGAAGGUCAUUGCCUGUCUGCAGUGUAAAGCCAUUAGGUUGUCAGUCUUGCACUGUUGGCCACAAUAAGCCUUUUGCAAGUUAACCCUAGCAGUCCUCAAUCCUCCAACAGGUGAAGGAUUGAGGGCUGUCAGGG
Acanthaster planci (crown-of-thorns starfish) is the source of this 3579-nucleotide messenger RNA. Its product is annotated as cryptochrome-1-like. Gene Ontology annotation, cellular component: nucleus; cytoplasm. Gene Ontology annotation, biological process: negative regulation of DNA-templated transcription; circadian regulation of gene expression; entrainment of circadian clock by photoperiod. NCBI's taxonomy places the organism in Eukaryota, Metazoa, Echinodermata, Asteroidea, Valvatida, Acanthasteridae. The record is from RefSeq and is a predicted model, not a curated record. Gene Ontology annotation, molecular function: FAD binding; DNA binding.